UUUUUUCUUGCAUCGAGUACCUUAUCCUUUCCCCUCGAGCACUGCCUCACCCACUCCCCUAAGUCUAGCCCCCCGGCGAUUACAGCGGCGAGUCCUUCCGGCGAUUGGAGCAGCAGCGAGUGGCGCGGGAGUGCGGCGGAGAGGAUGCGGGAGGGCUGCGUCCGUGCGAUAGGGCGACACAUGCCGGGCACCACGCCGCGCCUGCGGGAGGAGGUGGCGGCGAGGAUGCGGCCGGCGGGAGGGAGCUCCUCCUGCACGUCCAGGGCGCCGUCCGGCACCACGAGUGCGCGUAGGCCGCAUCCGGGAGUGCGAGAAGCGUGGCGCUGCCGGUCGCGCCCGCCACUGACAUCCUGCCGCCGCGGCGUGGUCGGCGGGGACCCGUUCGCGGCGUCGCUUUGUCGGGUCGCGCGAGUACGGCGGCGAGGAUGUGGAUGGCUGCAUCGGGCGGCUACGUAGCCGGUAGAUAUGGAGGCGGCCGCGGCACUCGAGAAGAGGGAGCGGCUAGUGAUUGGGCCAAGGUCUGGGUCCUCCCGUCGUCGCACACGGUCGCUGAGGAGAGUCGACGGCUAUGGAGGACGUCGAGUGGCGGUGGCAGCCGCUCCCGCUUCUGCUCCGAGUGUAUCAAUGGCGUCGUCCGCCGUCGACCCCUCCAUUUGGGGCUUGCUCGAGGGGCGGAGCCAGGAUUUGAGUAUGAGGGAGCGAAGAGGCCAAUACCAAGCAAUCGUAUAUAAAACAUAUAUAAAAGAUGAUGGCAAGUUUCAAUUUCUCAUUGAUUAACCAUGGCAACUUUUUAUUAUUUGAUCUUGGUAAGUUUAGAAAUUGAUCAUGGCAAUUUUAGUUUGCAGAUCAUGCCAUUUUUUAGUUUCAUGUAUUGUGCUUCGCAACAUUUUUUUUAGCACGGACGAUGUUAAUUUUUAGUAAAAGAUCAUGGCAAAUUAAGUUUACGAUGCAUGGCAAAUUUUAUUAAUUAAACAUGGCAAUUUUUUUUGUAAAUGAAGAUGGAAAAUUUCCUGAAUGUUAAGAACAUCCACAACUUCUGUCAUGCCCUUGUUUAGCAAAUUUUCCUCCAUAUUUUUGCCAUCGCAAAAAUACUUUUAUUCACACGGCAAAUUUUAGUAUAAGUUGCCAUGGCAAUUUUUUAGUUUAAGUUGCCGUGGGAAAUUUAUUGUAAAAAAAUGGUAAUUUUGUUUUAAAUAUUAUGGCAAAUUUACAUUUCCAGAACAUGGCAAAUUUAACUAUGUAGCACGGUAAAUAUACUUGUAUAGCCAUGGCAUUUUUUAAUUUAUUUCCAUGGUAAAAAGUACUCCAUUUUUUCCAUGGCAAAAAUUAAUCCAUUUUUUGCCAUGGCAAUUUUUUACUCCAUUUUUGCAAUGGCAAUUUUAACUCCAUUUUUUUGCCAUGGCAAAAAUACUUUUAUUUCACAUGGCAAAUUUUAGUCUAAGUUGCCAUUGCAAAUUUUAUUUUAAGUUGCCAUUGCAAAUUUAUUGUAAAGAGCAUGACAAUUUAAUUUAAAUAUUAUGGCAAAUUUUACUAUGUAGCAUCUUAAAUAUACAUGUAUACCCAUGGCAUUUUUAAAUAUAUUUCCGUGGCAACUUCUUCCUUUUUGUGCCAUUUUUAAAACAUAAACUUGAACAUGGCAAUUUUUUCAUAGAAUGGCAAAAGUCCAUGGCAAUUUUGUUGUGCAAAAGACCCGUGUUUAUUAUUCACAGAAAAACUGGGCUUUUUACUUGUCAUAACUUAAUAUGGGCUUUAUGUUUCAUUUUUCUUUUCACAGGAAUUGAGUUGGUUGUUCGGGCUGGUGCGUGGGUUGUUCGGGCUGGGGCGUUCUCCUCCCGAAUUGAGUUGUUCGAUCGAUGCCCCUCUUGUCCCGAACGUUCGGACUGGGAGCACCCCGGACCGAACGGUCGGGAGUUAUCGACGUCCAAAAGAAAACCAUUUUAUAUCUGCAACCAACAAAACAUGUUUGAUGCACUACGAGCGCGAUACAAAUGGGAGGUAACCUGCACAACAACCCAUACAACAUUAGAAAACUUACACUAUGAGAUGUUUGAUCUACUUGUCAUGAUGACAAAAGAUAUAUUUCCUACUCCGUUGUCAAUUCCGCUUUGCAAGGCUAUCUGUAGCAAAUGAAAAACAAUUACGAGAAAGGUUUAGGUUGCUUGGUACCCGCUGGUUUUUAUGGAUGUUUAAGAGGUUAGUAUCACAACACAAACUCAUAAUUCUCAUGUAAUUACCAUGUGACACAUGUGGUAAGUAAUUCAAACAAUUCUAAAAAAAAGUUUGAACAAUGGACAUUGAAGAAUGAUCAAUGAGCGAAUUAAACGCAACUCGGAUGGUUAGAUUUCUUGUGAUGGAACCAACCCAUCAAAGUUCAUGUCUUAGACUUGGCACUGAUAGUUGUGUUUUCUGGAUUUAUUUCCGGCCUUCCGGCGAUGUGCGUUCAGUGGGAGGAGAGGUUCCUGUCGACUACGAAUGCGUUCGUGGUGACUUCGUCAAUCUUAAAAUGUUGUGUUGACUGAGUAUCUCGGAGAUGCUCAUAGGGAUAGACUGUGGGUGCGCACGUUAAUAGAAUUGCGGGUAUGUACGCGUAUGUAAGUAUCUGCAUUUGUACAGUGUUAAAAAAUGAUCAACAAUGGACAUCAACACGUACGGUUGUAAAAAAAGUGCAAAAAAAGUGCAGUUUAGCGAAAUGCUGGUUCAUGCAAAGAUUGCCUCCAAUUUCCAUGGGAUCAACCGACCAAAAGUAGUACUAGUCUACAAGACGAAGAAAAGAAGUUAAGAAAAGACUGCUCCUCAUGAUCCUGUUGACGGGAGCAACAAACAAACUAACCGGCACGGGAGAGAUCCGCGGCUCCGUGUCCCGAUUCUCCUGCGAGUCCUGUCCCGCGCCAAGCCGCUCAACCAGCGAACCGCCUGCUGACCCCACAUCCCGCUCGCCCCCGACGUGCGGGGAUCACCCCGCGUUCCCCAAACUCGUGUGCAUGGCGCGCCACGUACGCCCAUCGCGCAAACACAGCGCCUAAAACCCGCGCCCAAACUAAUGGUGGCACUACCAGCUUAGAUCGAUCCACCCAUCCAUCGGCCGAUCGGCAUGGCGGGGGUGGGAGGCCGGAGCUCGCGCGCCGCCGGCAAGCGCGGGGGCGGGGCGGCGUCGUCGUCCGCGGCCGCGUCGGCGUGCGUCUACUACGCCACCACGGGGGUGCUCGUGGCGCUCUGCGUCGCCGGGGCCUACUUGCUCACGUCGACCUCGUCCGCGUCCAUCGCCGGGCCGGACGACGGGGACAAGGCGGCCGCCGUCACGGCGUACCGCCACACCACGCGCUCGUCGUUCGCGUACGAGGUGACCAGGGAGAAGGCGCCGCCGUCGCCGCCGCGCGAGCCCGAGGCCGAGGACGGGACGCUGGGCAAGGAGGACGCUGGCUCCGAGGAGGAUGGCGGCGCCGAUCAGGAGCGCGGCAGCGCCGUCGCCGCGGCGGCCGUGGACGACCCGCAUGCCAAGCCCGAUCUGGACGAGCGUGUCUCCGGCGGCGAGGACUCCAAGAGCGACGCGGCGGCGGUGGACGAGGACCAGAGCAACGAGCGCGUCCGCGUCGCCGCCAGCGAGGCCACCGCCGAGGAGGAGGAGGACGCCACGGCGGCGACGGGCGCGGACAAGGAGCAAGAAACGCUGGACAACGAUCAGGAAGAAGAGCAGCAGUCGCAUCUGCAGAUGCCGCGCGCCACGGUGGAGGAGAGGAACCUGGACGGCGGCAUCGAGGAGGAGAGCAUCGCGCGGCAGCGGCAGAGCGACGAGGAGGAGCGUAUGAGCGCCGGCGACGAGCAGCCCGGCACGGGCAUCCUCCGCCGCGAGGCGCAGGAGGACGAGGCGGCGGAGCGGCAGUCGGAUGAGGAUAGACCCGAUCAGGAGCAGACAGAGGAGGACCGUAGCAGCGAUCAAACGCUGGUCGAGGAGGACGGGCGCACGUUGGUGGAGGUAGAGUCCGACCCCGGGCAAGAAGACGGCGGCGGGGACGACAAGGCAGCUGCCGAGUCCGAGCACAAGGAGGACACGGACGGCAGCGGCGCCGGCUCGGUGAACCACAACGUCGUCGAUACGCUGCAAGGCGAGGGCUCGGCCGUCGGCGCCGAAGGAGACCAGAGCGCGUGGGCAACACAGCGCGAUCAGUCGCACCGGGAGAAGGACCGGCGGCAGGAAGACGCGGGCGACGGCAACAGCACGGACGGCGAGGAGCAGCACGAGUGGCGGACGUGCAACGUCAAGGCCGGCGCCGACUACAUCCCGUGCCUGGACAACGAGAAGGCCGUCAAGAAGCUGCGGCCGGAGAACUUCCGGCGCUACGAGCACCGCGAGCGCCACUGCCCCGACGAGGGCCCGACGUGCCUCGUCGCGCUCCCAAGUGGCUACCGCCGCCCCGUCGAGUGGCCAAAGAGCCGCGACAGGAUUUGGCUGAGCAAUGUGCCGCACACGAAGCUGGUCCAGGUGAAGGGGCACCAGAACUGGGUGAAGGUGAGCGGGCAGUACCUGCUCUUCCCCGGCGGCGGCACGCAGUUCAUCCACGGCGCGCUGCACUACAUCGACUUCCUGCAGCAGUCGGUACGCGGCGUCGCGUGGGGGAAGCGCACGCGGGUGGUGCUGGACGUGGGGUGCGGCGUGGCCAGCUUCGGGGGCUACCUGUUCGAGCGGGACGUGGUGACCAUGUCGUUCGCGCCCAAGGACGAGCACGAGGCGCAGGUGCAGAUGGCGCUGGAGCGCGGCAUCCCGGCCAUCUCCGCCGUCAUGGGCUCCAAGCGCCUGCCCUUCCCCAGCAAGGCCUUCGACCUCGUCCACUGCGCGCGCUGCCGUGUCCCCUGGCACGCCGACGGCGGCGCCCUCCUCCUCGAGCUCAACCGCGUCCUCCGCCCCGGCGGCCUCUUCGUCUGGUCCGCCACGCCCGUCUACCAGAAGCUCACCGACGACGUCGAGAUCUGGAAAGCAAUGACGGCUCUGACGAAAUCCAUGUGCUGGGAGCUGGUGACGAUCAAGAAAGACCGGCUCAACGGCGUCGGCGCCGCCUUUUACCGGAAGCCGACGUCCAACGAGUGCUACGAGAGCAGGGGGCGGCAGCAGCCUCCCAUGUGCAGCGACGACGACGACGCCAACGCCGCGUGGUACGUCCGCCUGAACGCCUGCAUCCACCGGGUGCCGACCGGCGCGGCGGAGCGCGGGGCCAGGUGGCCGGCGGACUGGCCGCGGCGGGUGCGCGCGCCGCCCAACUGGCUCAACACCUCGCAGGUCGGGGUGUACGGGAAGGCGGCGCCGGAGGACUUCGUGGCGGACUACCAGCACUGGAGGCGCGUCAUGGACAAGUCGUACCUCAACGGGCUGGGCGUCGACUGGUCCAGGGUGAGGAACGUCAUGGACAUGAGAGCCGCCUACGGAGGGUUCGCCGCGGCGCUGAGGGACCAGAAGGUCUGGGUGAUGAACGUCGUCAACGUCGACGCGCCGGACACGCUGCCCAUCAUCUUCGACCGCGGGCUGUUCGGCAUGUACCAUGACUGGUGCGAGUCCUUCAGCACCUACCCGAGGACCUACGACCUUCUGCACGCCGAUCACCUCUUCUCAAAGAUAAAGGACAGGUGCGCCGUGUUGCCGGUCGUCGUCGAGGUGGACAGGAUCGUGAGGCCGGGAGGGAGCAUCAUCGUGCGCGACGACUCCGGCCUCAUCGGCGAGGUGGAGAAGCUCUUGAGGUCGCUUCACUGGGACGUGAGGCUCACCUUCUCCAAGAACGACAACGGGGUGCUGUUCGCCGAGAAAUCGGAUUGGCGGCCGGAGCUGGUCGCCGAGCCAACCUAAAUCAAGCCAUCUCCAUUCUCAUGAUUACAAGCAAUUUUCACCCUCCAAAAGAUAGAUAGGGUUUUUUUUUGUUCUUUUUUUUCAUUCUUUCUUUGGUUAGCAUUGAUGUAGUAUGCGGAACUUACUAACUACCCUUCAAAUAAGACAUGGUUUUGUAAUGCAGUAUGUAUCUAAGACUCAUGCAUAGAACUGAGACGAGUGGAGCAUUAGUUUGUCAGUUCAAAUACUUA
This is a messenger RNA of Aegilops tauschii subsp. strangulata, 6063 nucleotides long. NCBI's taxonomy places the organism in Eukaryota, Viridiplantae, Streptophyta, Magnoliopsida, Poales, Poaceae. The record is from RefSeq and is a predicted model, not a curated record.